UCGAAUGUACAAUCAGGUGUAGAUUCGCGUAAGAAUAAGAUUUGCAUAAAGAGUAAAAUAAAGAAUAACAAGCAGCAAAAUGAAAGCCAUAUUCUCCAUUGCACUUUUGAUGUGCCUGUUGGGUGAAUUUUAUGUCCAAGCACAAGAAAUUCAUUGCCCAAUGACAAAAGAAGGAGAUGAUAUCGUUUUUAUCCCUCAUCCCACCAACUGCAAUCACUACUUCGUUUGUGACUAUGGCCGACCGAUUGUAAUGAAAUGUCCUGAAGGCUUACACUUCAAUCCCAUGGAACAGGUCUGCGAUUAUCCAUUCAAUGUUAAAUGCACGGCUCUUUAAUCAGUUUAUAUCUAUAAUGACUUAAUUGCAUAUAACUAUAUAACAAUAUAUGGACAGCUACCGUGAAUUAUUGUAUUACAUUAUCACUACACGGCUUAUAUGACAUUGUGUUGUACAUAUCU
Messenger RNA from Mycetomoellerius zeteki, 456 nucleotides. RefSeq names its product peritrophin-1. Lineage: Eukaryota; Metazoa; Arthropoda; Insecta; Hymenoptera; Formicidae. Gene Ontology annotation, molecular function: chitin binding. The record is from RefSeq and is a predicted model, not a curated record. The transcript has 2 exons. The coding region runs from base 80 to 334 and encodes 84 amino acids. Gene Ontology annotation, cellular component: extracellular region.